Messenger RNA from Ostrea edulis (European flat oyster), 4340 nucleotides. RefSeq names its product receptor-type tyrosine-protein phosphatase T-like. NCBI's taxonomy places the organism in Eukaryota, Metazoa, Mollusca, Bivalvia, Ostreida, Ostreidae. Bases 62 to 3655 code for a protein of 1197 amino acids. Gene Ontology annotation, molecular function: protein tyrosine phosphatase activity. The record is from RefSeq and is a predicted model, not a curated record. The transcript is spliced from 28 exons. Gene Ontology annotation, biological process: protein dephosphorylation.
CAUUCCACUUCCUGGAUCGUAGUGAGUCCUUAUCACACCAGCAGUACAAUAACACAGCACAAUGGCUGGCCAGACCACGGUGUUGUUGUUUUGUCUCUGUGAACUUGUCUACGUAACGAAUAUUGCCUUUGCUUAUGACAACAUUGCUUUAGGAAAAACUGCACAGCAGCUGUAUUCUUAUAAUUCUAAUUAUUGGGGAGCGGAUCGAGCAGUGGACGGACAUAAAUCAGACUUUUCUGCUGGAGGAGAACAAUGCACGAUAUCCACCAAUGUAGCACAAACAGCGAAGUGGUGGGUGGAUCUAGGAGGUGUCCUAAGUAUACAUUACAUAACCAUAUACUACAGGACGGACAAUGCAGCCUGGGAUUCCAACAAUGGUUACACCGCUCGAUUCCUUGGUUUUUCGGUAUACAUAUCGAACACAACCAGCAAAGAUAACGGGGUACUGUGUUUUAAAGACACGAUGUACACCAGAGCCACAAUACCGAAUACGACAACCAUAAUAUGUGCUAGUCACGGAAGUUACGUCAUUUAUUACAACGAGAGACUACAGAAUGUCACUUAUCCUGAUGGAUAUUCUCAGUACGCAUACAACGAACUCUGUGAAGUGGAAGUUUACGGUUGCUCAAGUCCAGCCGUUUAUGGAGAGAACUGCGAUAGACAAUGUCCCCAGAACUGUCAGGAGAGACACUGUGACAUCGUGACCGGAACCUGUCUGGGGUGUAUUCCGGGAUACAAGGGGUCUUCCUGUGAUCAGCCCUGUGAUAAUAAGAAAUAUGGCCUGGAGUGUAACCAGAACUGUGGUAACUGUAGCAAUGGGGUACAGUGCAAUCACGUGAACGGAAGUUGUUCAAACGGAUGUGACGCCGGAGCUCAAGGCGACAAAUGUGAUGAAGAAUGUCCUUAUGGAUGGCAUGGGAAGAAUUGUGCUACACAGUGCAAUCCAAAUUGUAGAGGUUGUAAUAGAUUUAAUGGCAGGUGCGAGUAUGGUUGUCGUCCGGGAUGGAAAGGGCCAUUAUGCGAGAAAGAAUGUGACGGGAGAAUGUAUGGAGAUAAUUGUACAGAACGCUGCGGCCAAUGUCUGAAUUUAGAACAGUGUCAUCACAUUAACGGAACAUGUUUAAAGGGAUGUAACAGCGGAUAUCAAGGCGGAAAAUGUACUGAAGAUUGUCCAGAAGGUCGCUAUGGUUACGACUGCCAAGAGAGAUGUAACAUCAACUGUGGAGUCUCUGAGAGAUGUGACAGAGUAACAGGGCAGUGUCAGAAUGGUUGUCAGGCGGGGUGGAAAAAUCAGAAAUGUGAUUCAAAAUGUGAUAGUAAAACAUUUGGACAAGACUGCACUGAAUCAUGUGGAGUUUGCCUGGGUAACGAACAGUGUCAUCACGUAAAUGGCACGUGCACAAAAGGUUGUGACAGGGGUUACGAAGGAAUCGAUUGUACACAAGAAUGCGGCUGGAAGUCCUUUGGUUAUAACUGCAAUGGAACGUGCCCUGUGAGUUGCUUCAAUCAAACAUGUGACACUGUAACUGGAUUAUGCCCAAAGGUUCAGAAACAAGAAGAUGAAAAUUCCUUCGACAGCGCUCCGAUUAUAGGUGGAGUCGCGGCGGCUGUCAUUCUUUGCCUCGUUGUUGUCGUAGUUCUUGUCGUGUUCAGAAGAAUGAGAUCGACUAAAUCAAGAACUGAUCCACCUGUUCAAGCGAGACCUCCAACGGAAACAGCGGAAAAUUUAUAUCAGAACAACGACAAAGUAGGUCAAACUUUCACCAACAUCUACGAGAAUCUGGAUCCAAAAGAUAAGCUCAUCUCAAAACCGGAAAGGAAAUCAACUCCUGUCACAAACGCGAAGAAAUACGAAACCAAGGCUGAUUACGACACAGAUGACGAAGGCGUAGAGAAUCCCUAUGGUGAUCUGUACAUAAAUGAAGAAACCAUUGCCGAUGUUCCCGUCAGUCAGCUAGAGAGCGUUAUUGCCGAAAAAAAGAAAGAUGAAGAGGAUGGAUUUAAAAGAGAAUAUGCUAUGUUGCCGUACGGGGAACAACACCAGUGUGAUGCCGGAAAGCGACCCGAAAACGUGCCGAGAAACAGAUUUAAAACCACUUUCCCGUAUGAUCAUUCCAGAGUCAUUUUAAAUGGAGAUAAUGGAACAUCGUCUGACUAUAUCAACGCCAAUUACAUCAAUGGAACAGACGAAGAGAAUGAAUACAUAGCUUCACAAGGACCGAAACAAAACACCCUGGUGGAUUUCUGGGCGAUGAUAUGGCAGGACAAUGUUAGUCAGAUUGUGAUGUUGACAAAUCUUAAAGAGGGAGUCAAGAUAAAGUGUACACAGUACUGGCCAGAAGAAAUGAAAGCCAGAGCUUUUGGACAACUUGUGGUCAAAUCUGUGGAAGAGAAAAAAUAUGCGUUUUACGUCAUCAGAAAACUCUCCGUUUCACACAAAGAGCUCAAAAAGUCCCGCGUUGUCACACAAUAUCACUACACCUCCUGGCCGGAUCACGGGACUCCAGAUCCGCUCUGUUUGGUUGUUUUCCAUGACCACGUGACGAGGACAAAACCCAAUCAAAAUAAAGCACCGAUUGUUGUACAUUGCAGUGCCGGAAUAGGGCGGACUGGGACAUAUAUCGCCCUGGAUGCUUUGUAUAAAGCCGGGAAGGCGACGGGCAAAGUCAAUAUAGCGGAAUACGUGAAGACAAUGAGGGCAAAUCGAAUGAACAUGGUCCAAACCUAUGAACAAUACAUGACGGUGUUUCUUGCUCUGAACGAAUAUUUUAAAUCUGCUGUUGACACCCAGAGUCUUAAUCAGUUCAUGCAGAAGGCAGAAAAUUUGGCGGGAGACCAGGCAGCCAACCAGACGACAAUUAGGAAGGAGUUUGAGCUCUUGAUGAAAAUACGACCAAUGUACACGCCAACAGAUUAUAAAAUUGCUAGCCAACACAAUUCGAACAAAAACGGAUAUGAUUUAUUACCACUUGACAAGUACAGCUUAUAUCUAACAUCAUCGGUUGCAAAACGUGGAAACUUCAUCAAUGCCAUCCAUGUCCCUUCAUACACAGAUGAUAGGACCUUCAUAGUGACGAAUUAUCCAUCAGCAGAGGGCGCUGUGGACUUUCUUCGUCUGCUCAAUGACCAUGAAUCCAAUACCGUGAUCUGCAUGGAUCCGUUACGUGAAAUAAAAUCGUCAAAAGCAUGGUUUCCAGAUGCAGGUUCGACUAAAUCCUUGGCGCCUUUUGAGGUGCGUCAUCAGUCUGAAAAAAGCACAGAUGUUAAGAUCACCACAGCACAGAUUUCAAGAGAUGAGGAGACUCCUCAGCUUAUAACAAUAGUAGAACCACAAGGACCAGUGCAGUCUUCCGGAACUCCUCGUGACACUUCGUUUCUCCGAAACUUAGUGUCAUUUGCUCAGAAUCUCUCUACAGAAUACCCAAUCACUGUCGUCAGCAAAGAUGGCGCCAUGCUGUGUGGUGUUUUCUGUUCGGUGUAUAACGUGAUACAACAGCUGAAGAUGGAUGACAAUAUUGACGUCUUUACAGCUGUACGACAACUGCAGACAAGGAGACCAGAAUUCUGUUCUACUCAAGACGAGUAUCUGUUGGUGUAUAGAGCUGUUUGUGACUACCUCGAGGCUACAUCAGAAAACGUAUACUACAAUCAAUAGAGGAGGACGGGGCGUGCUGCGUUGUUUUAAUUUCUCAUUUUAUGUUAGCGUUGAUGAUUUGUCAUUUGAUAUUAACGUUUAGAAAUAGAUUGUUUUUAUCACCCUCUAUUGUAAUUUUAUAGUUUUAUUACGAUUUCGUUGUUAUAUGUAUUUUAUAGUUUAAAAUGUUGAUGUGAGAGAGAUUGAGAAAAUAGGAACGAAUGUAACAAAAUAAAUGAGAGAAACGUUUUUAUGGAAGAUAGGUUAGAAUACGUUCAAUAUUUAAUACACAAGAUCAUGCAUAUUUCACAAUGAGUAUCACAUUAAUAUAUGAUAUAUUCCUAGGAGGAGUAAGCAUCCCCUGGCUAUAUGUAGUACGUUUCUAUGCCAAAAUGGCAACAUAUGCAAUUGUGGAUUGAACAAAAGCAUGAUUUUGAAAGACAAUAUUUCAAUGAAUAUGAACAUUUGACUCUGGUGGAUUUAAACUCAGUAUGUGUGUUUCAGUAUCUCUUUAUCCACUGAGGAAAGAUGACAAACAAACAAAUCGAACGAUACAAUUAAUUCACAAAACAUUUAAAUCGCCGUCAUAUGAUAUGUAUCAAAAUAUUCGUGUCAUGACCCACCUUAUUUGGUAAUUUUUUAAAACCAUUAUAUACUGUUUUGCAAAUACGUAUUUCGCCAAUAAAAAGAACUAUUACAAAUACGA